AUGCAGUCUGCACGUAGCUCACAUCUAAUCAAAGAUGUAGAACCCGACGUUUUUCGUCUAGUGUCCCGUUUUAUCUACACAAACUGUAUCACAUUUGAAAAUCUGCACACCAGUAAGCUAAUCGAACUUAUGUAUGCUGCUCUGCGAUUUCAGCUUACGGAACUCGCUAAACUCGUGGAAUCUCAUUUAGUGAGUCUCAUAGACGACAACACCGUCUUUGACCUUUUGAAUAUCGCUGUGAAAUAUAAGAGUACAGAUUUAGCUAGUACUGCUAUGGCCUUCAUUCAGACAAACGGAUCGAGUUUGCUCAAUGCGAGCAAUCCGGCUAUUAACACUCUCACUCCAGCCGCAAUGACUAUGAUUCUUCAAAGUGAUGAGCUUCCCGUGGAUGAAAUGACUCUAUUCCUAAUGGCCGCUGAAUGGGCCGAAGUUUACUGUCUUAAUGACGGACAGCAGUUUAAUCAGAUUUCGCGUAGCAAAUCAAGCACACGCGCUUCAUUAAAUCCGCUAACAAGUUCCAAAACCAAUCAGUGGAGUCCCCGAUCAACUUUUCACGGAUCAUUCGGUGCAUCCACAGUCAGGUCUGCAAGAAAAAAACGAGCAAAAACAAAAAGGUUGGUAUCGGAAGUGAUGUCAAUGAUACGAUACGCAUUGCUAACUCCGGAUCAGUUGAGAGAAAUCGAACAAAAGGAGGAGUAUCGGGAACUCAUCCCAACCGGAACGGGUGAUCUUUGUGGUGCUCGGGAAAUUGCUGUGACAACCAAAUCGUCCCAUUCUGAAACUAAAUGUCUCGCAGAUGCCUGGCGUAUUUUGACUUUCAAACAAACCGGUGGCCAUACGGACAGUUCAUCGAGUUUACCAACCACGGUGGCAAAACGUAGAGCAGGCUCGUUUGUCGGGACCAAGAAAAAGCAGAAUGGUGAAAUCUAUUCAGCUUGA
Echinostoma caproni is the source of this 939-nucleotide messenger RNA. Lineage: Eukaryota; Metazoa; Platyhelminthes; Trematoda; Plagiorchiida; Echinostomatidae. The record is from the annotation of a GenBank genome assembly.